This is a messenger RNA of Priceomyces carsonii, 2061 nucleotides long. It is a transcript of the gene CDC27, whose product is annotated as anaphase promoting complex subunit. Lineage: Eukaryota; Fungi; Ascomycota; Pichiomycetes; Serinales; Debaryomycetaceae. Gene Ontology annotation, molecular function: protein binding. The transcript has a single exon. Gene Ontology annotation, biological process: protein ubiquitination; anaphase-promoting complex-dependent catabolic process; metaphase/anaphase transition of mitotic cell cycle. Gene Ontology annotation, cellular component: cytoplasm; anaphase-promoting complex. Bases 1 to 2061 code for a protein of 686 amino acids. The record is from RefSeq and is a predicted model, not a curated record.
AUGGAAGAGGUGGAUUCGAAAACGAAUCAACAAUAUUUGCGAUCCAUCAUAAUACAUUCAUUAGAUAAUUUCAAUUAUAAGAAUGCCGAAUUUGCUGGUGAGAGAUUGUUAGCUAUCGAUAACGAUGACUUGGACUCAAUAUAUUUGUACUCGUUGACUUUAUUUAGACAGGAUAAAUUCAAAUCAUGUCAUAAUCGACUCGUGAGACUGUUAUCAGUCAAUCACAUUGGUUGCUCCUUUUUGUUUGCGAGAUGUUGUUUACAUUUGAAAAGAUAUAAAGAGGGAAUAUAUCAGCUAUUGAAGGUGAGCCAUCUUUUCAGUGACUCUGCGUUAGGACUGUCUCCUAAUUCGACUGCGUUUGUGACACCGCAACAAAGGUAUAAUUACGAACACUCAAGAUCAGUGUAUCCAGACUCUUCAACAAUAUACCAUACCUUGGGCGAAUUAUAUAAGGGAAUAGGGGAUGUGAAAAAUAGUUCAUUAAAUUACUCGUUAUCGCUUAAACUAAAUCCAUUUAACUUUGAAGCUUUUCAGGAGUUGUGCAAAUUAGGGGUUAAUGUUAAAGUGAAAGCAUUGUAUAAAUUCUGCAAUGACAAUAAUAACUCAAAUUUUGAAAGCGAGGCUCUGAAAUUCAAACAGUCUUCUGAUUUGUACCUGUUAUCUAAUCCUUUCGCCAAUAAUGCAACUAAUGACUUGUUACAUCCCGAUGAUACUUUUAAUACUUCCUUGGCUACUCCCAGAUUAAAACCUGUCUCCAUCCCGGAUGCACCUUUAAGGAGAUCAAAUACUAACACAUUCAGUGGGAAGUCUACUGAGUUUAGCAAGCCUAAUGAUUCCUUGGAUAAGAGCUUGCGACGCGAAAGCACAUAUUCAAAAAUCACAUCAAGAUUGAUUUCUCAGCCUAACUCUAAUAAAGGAAGUGAUUCUAUAAACAACAUAAGCGGCAGUAAUAAUAACCAAAAGCCUGUGAUGCGAUCUGGCUUGAAGAGAAAUAGUUCAAGCUCAUUUGUUCCCACAAGCAAUAAUGAUAAGCAUAAUAUGUCGAUGAGCAUUAUGGCAAGUAAAGAUAUAGAAUGCAGCGACAGGGCUCUCAUCCUGUUGUAUUUAAUUUUUGCGAAAGCGUACAAGUGCUUGAGUAAGUAUGACUGCUUCAAGGCUAUCCGAAUAUUAGAGGCAUUACCUGUCUCAGAAAAGGACACUCCGUGGGUCCUCAGUAGCUUGGGAAGGCUACAUUAUGAAAUCGUCAACUACAAACAGUCAGAAUAUUAUUUUGUCCAGUUACGUAAACUAGAUAGGACUAGAUUACAGGACAUGGAAUACUAUUCCACGUUACUUUGGCAACUACAUAAAAAGGUCGAACUAACGUAUUUAGCGAAUGAGCUUCAUGAUUUAGAUGCCAAUUCACCAAUAACUUGGUGUGCAAUAGGAAACCUUUUUUCUUUAAUACGAGAACCAGAUGAAGCUAUCAAAUGUUUCAAUAAAUCUAUUAAGAUUGGUGAGAAUUUUACAUAUGCUUACACGUUAAGAGGGCACGAAUACUUCGGUUGUGAUAAUUAUGAAAUGGCCUUGGAAAGCUUUCGUAUUAGUCUUUUGAUAGAUUCAAGGCAUUAUAAUGCAUUGUACGGCAUAGGAAUGGUGUAUAUUAAUUUAGGAGACUAUCAAAAAGCCGACUAUCAUUUCCGAAAAGCUGUCUCCAUAAAUCCUAUAAACAUAAUUUUAAUAUGUUGUGCUGGUAUGGUUCUAGAAAAGCUAGGUAAGAAAAACAUGGCUUUAAGGCAAUAUGAGUUAGCUAAUAAGUUACAGCCUUUGAACCCCCUACCCAUGUUCAAGAAAGCCCAAUUAUUGUUCUCAAUGCAGAAAUUUCCCCAAGCUCUUAAAUACUUCGAGAUCUUAAAAGAUUUGGCACCUGAUGAAGCUUCCGUGCAUUUCUUACUUGGUCAAUUGUAUAAUAUUCAAAACGAUAAGUACCAAGCCAUAAGAGAGUUCACCAUUGCGUUGAAUCUUGAUCCUAAAGGAAACUAUUUGAUAAGGGAAGCGAUGGAAUCUUUGAAAGAGAAAUAA